Molecule: messenger RNA, 276 nt
Organism: Lactuca virosa
Lineage: Eukaryota; Viridiplantae; Streptophyta; Magnoliopsida; Asterales; Asteraceae
Source: the annotation of a GenBank genome assembly
AUGGAAGGAUCUAAUGAUGAAGAGGAAGAUGAUGAUUUCGAUGAUGAUUCUAAAGAACCACCACAGAUUGAUGAAGUCAUACUCAGAAUUUUGUCUAUAUCUAGAGUGCAUUCCUCUGGUUUUUCCAGUGAUGCAAGAUUUAGUGGUGGUGGACUGCUUAUACAGUCGGAGAUGCAACAUGGUUCGAUGAAUAUGGUGGCAGGUGCUCAGAAUGUGAAUGGGGUUGCAGUCAGUGGACCUGAAGAGUAUUUGGGUAAUUCGAGGUUUUCCUAUUAG